ACUGUGCAGCAUACGUAAAAUUUCGAAAAUUCCGUAUAUAGCGAGUAUGUGAUGCUUUUAUUUUCUUUAACUAUUUCUCCAUAUAAAGAAACGAAAACUACCUUCGUUGCCUACACCAGCUACUUGAAUUGCAUUUUAGAUGCAAUAUAUUCCAUUAAGAACAGAAAAUGAAGAUAUUAUUGAAGCAGAUCCCAAACCUCGAAUUAAGAAGGGUCAUCCAGGCAAAAAAUAUUUUGUCGUUAUUGCCUUAUUGGGAAUUCUCUUCCUAGGAUAUAUAGCGAUAGCAUAUGACUUAAAGCCAGUACAUCUUGGGAGUAAAGCAAUCGAUACAUUGGCUUUUUCCUUCAAUCUACAAAAACCAUUUUAUGUUGUAGUAAUUGAUGCAGGCUCCACUGGUAGCCGUGCUCUGGCCUUUAGUUUCCAUGAAUCGAUUCUUGGUGGCAAUUUGGUUUUGGAUGGUGAACUCUAUACAGAAACAAAACCAGGCGUUAGUGCUUAUGCUGAAAAACCUAAAGAUGCUGCAAAAUCUCUGACUGUAUUAUUAGAUAAGGUGAAGGAAGUUGUUCCACAAGUAGAAUGGCAACAUACACCUCUCAACAUGAAAGCUACAGCUGGUUUAAGACUUCUUCCUGGACAUAAGGCUCAAGAAAUACUCCAAGAAUGCAGGAAAAUGUUUGAAGAAAGUGGUUUCCAGAUUUCUAAAAAUUCGAUUUCUAUAAUGGAUGGAACAGACGAAGGAAUAUUUUCUUGGUUCACUGUAAAUUUUCUAUUGGAACGUUUUAAUACGCACAAUCCUGGUGGCACAGUUGCUGCACUAGACCUUGGUGGAGGUUCUACACAAGUGACUUUUUCACCUAAUUCUAUACAGGAAAAAGGGCUUGAUGGACAUACAUACUCUGUCAAUAUCUUCAAUCAUAACAUGAGUGUUUACACACACAGCUAUUUGGGCAUGGGUCUUAUGGCAGCAAGGAAAGAGAUUCUGACAUAUGGAAUGAACUUGGAUAAUGUAAACCCAAAAGAUACAAUAGAAGUACGAUCAGAAUGUGUAAAUCCCAUAGUUUCGACGGGAUGGAGUUAUGGCGGAUUUAAUUAUAUUAUUAAAGGACCUGUGAAUGCAACUCAUAAACUAGUCAAAACACAAAACUUUGCUGGUGGAGAAGUGGACAGGCCAAUUGUCAAUUUUCCAGAAUGCUCAAAAAUUAUUGAAAAAUAUGUUGGCAAGAUAAAAAAUAAACCAGAAGGUUUAAAAGAUCAUGAGAUUUAUGCGUUUUCUUAUUACUUCGAUCGUGCCACUGAGGUUGGUCUAGUUGACCCCUUUUCUGGUGGAGUUAUCCAAGUAAAUGCUUUUCAAAAACAAGCAAGGGAUGCCUGCGAUUAUCCAAAUACCGAUCAACCUUUCAUUUGUCUUGAUUUGACAUUUAUCUAUGUUCUCCUCCGUGAUGGAUUUGGUCUGGAACCUAAUACGAAACUUUAUCUUUAUAAGAAGAUCAAUGGACAUGAAUUAAGUUGGGCUCUCGGCGCCGCCUUCAACAUAAUCCAAAACGGUUUUUAACGUAUUCAAGAUAUAGGCGAAGGAAUUGCAAAUAUUUUUACACAAAAUUGAAGAAAUUUUUUAAGUUUACAAUUUAUGUAAACAUUUGAUUUAGAUAGAAAAUAUCAAUCUAUUUAUACGUUUUUUAUUCUUAUUAUAACAUGUUCAGUUACUCAAAUUUGGAUAUGCCAAUGAUAUGUUCACACUAGUGUUGUGUAUAAUGUUUUAUUAUUUGUUUAAACAUUCUAUUUCAAGCAAUUGCAGUAUUAACUAAAAAAUUAAUAUGUUAAUUAAAGUAAGUCAGAGAUUCUUAAGAUUUCUUCAUAUCUUAAUAAUUUUAGAAAAUGAAGUGACUUAAUGCAUACGUAUGUAUAUACAUAGAUUGUUGGAAGUUUUGUGGAAUUAAUUAUCUUUUCUGUUAUACGUCAUAAUUUUUACAUAUAUUAUGCGAGGAAAAAAUGUAAUAUAAUAUAUAUAUAUAUACACAUAUUUUCUUAGGAAUUUCUGACGUAAAUAUUAAAUUGUUUUUUAUGUACAUGAAUCUUAAAUUUUAUUUUUUGACUUCUUCUAGUACAAUUUUUUACAGUGGCAUAAUAGAUUACAUCAUUUUUUAAACUGCUCAAAUUACAUCUUAUUUUUUAAAAGAAAACAGUUGAGUGUUUUAAGCAAAACAGAGGAACAAUAAAAGGGAAUAAGGAUUUUUUCAAAAAAUAGAAAUCCUUAAUUAUCGCAUAUUAGCGAAUAAGAUUCUUGCAGUGACCAAGUAUAUUGUGUGUUCAAAAAAGACAAUUUUUAUUCCAACAAGUGCAUUAAUCAGAUUACUGCACAAUUAGUAAUUGUACAAAAGAAUAAUGUUUUAACAAAAUAUUAUAAUUUUGGAUUGUUCAACGAAUAUUUGUCUCAAUGCAUUUGUAAAAUGGUUAUUAGAUUUUAAAUAUUUAAUCUUUAUAUUAAAAUGUCAUUGAAGAAUAACAA
This is a messenger RNA of Bombus pascuorum, 2506 nucleotides long. Its product is annotated as nucleoside diphosphate phosphatase ENTPD5. Gene Ontology annotation, biological process: nucleoside diphosphate catabolic process. Gene Ontology annotation, cellular component: membrane. Lineage: Eukaryota; Metazoa; Arthropoda; Insecta; Hymenoptera; Apidae. The record is from RefSeq and is a predicted model, not a curated record. Bases 140 to 1552 code for a protein of 470 amino acids. The transcript has 7 exons. Gene Ontology annotation, molecular function: UDP phosphatase activity; GDP phosphatase activity.